GCCAUGCAAGAAAAAACACAAAGAAGAAAGACGAAGAGGAAGAACGCGAUCCCGACGAGGAAGGGAAGGGAGGAAGGGAGCCUUUUUUUCUAUUUAGUUGAAAUUUGCGACGAUUCUCCGGCCUCUUUUCUACCAAAUACCAGGACACCCCUAAAAAAACCACACGAUGAAUCUGGAACGACUUCCAAAUGAGGAGAAACUGAGCUUAUGCCGAAAAUAUUAUUUAGGUGGCUUUGCGUUUCUGCCAUUCCUGUGGUUGGUCAAUGUGGUUUGGUUUUUUAAGGAAGCCUUCAUGAAACCAGUUUAUUCUGAACAGCUGCAGAUCAAGACGUAUGUGAAGCGGUCUGCGCUGGGUUUGUUGUUGUGGGUAACAGUUCUGACCACAUGGAUAACCAUUUUCCAGCGCUUCAGAGCAGAGUGGGGGGAGGUUGGAGAUUACCUGUCCUUCACAAUUCCACUUGGAAUCGCUUGAAUAAUUUAUGUCAGUUCUUUUGAAAAUAGUGAUCCUUUUAUAAAAAAGACUAGUUAUCUUCUUUAACUGGAUUGAAAUAUUCCGUGGAUUUUUUUUUGGUCUCUGGAGAUCAUUUUAAUGGCUGAUUUACAUUUACAAAUCCCCUAUGUCUUAAAUAUAUUAAUGAUCAAGGAGAGUUCUUUUUUGUGCUUUCCAUUGUAUUUCAGAAAGUUCUUUUAAGAGUAGGCGGAUUCAUCUUGUUUAUUAGGCAAUGUUUACUGCUAUGAAAUGAUCUAAUUAAGUACAUUUAGGAUAGUUCAUAACAUUCAACAAGUUUUCUUUUCAAGUUGAAUGUUUGUGACCAACAAACUAGAAGUAGGCUACUUGUGUAUGAAUGACAAAAUAAAACAAACAUUUGUAAUGCCUCCAAUGUCAA
Messenger RNA from Gasterosteus aculeatus aculeatus (three-spined stickleback), 887 nucleotides. RefSeq names its product presenilin enhancer, gamma-secretase subunit (gene psenen). Lineage: Eukaryota; Metazoa; Chordata; Actinopteri; Perciformes; Gasterosteidae. Gene Ontology annotation, biological process: Notch receptor processing. The record is from RefSeq and is a predicted model, not a curated record. Gene Ontology annotation, cellular component: gamma-secretase complex.